CUGUUUCCCUUCAGUUACUUUUUGAAGUUCAGAUUCAGGCAACAUUAUGAGAACGAGCCUACGCUGGAUAGUUGAAUCCACUUUCGUUCAUAUGAGAGGAAUGUAAGAGGAAUUCGCGACCAGUCUGACAGUUUUAGGAGCUAGACCGAGUUUGUUUUAUAAGAUUUAGAGAGGAUAAAGCGCCACUGUACCGGGACGCGAUCCAGCGUCAUGCCCGAGCUGUCGAAGAUGAAGAAGCCCGACGUCAAGGUUGUUCUCCUGGGAGACAUGAACGUGGGGAAGACGUCGCUGCUCCACAGGUACAUGGAGAGAAAGUUCAGAGACACCAUCAGCACCGUUGGAGGGGCAUUUUUCCUCAAACAGUGGGGACCUUACAAUAUCUCAAUAUGGGACACUGCCGGUCGUGAACAGUUCCACGGGUUGGGUUCAAUGUACUGUCGAGGUGCAGCCGCUGUCAUCCUCACUUAUGACGUCACCAACUGGCAGAGCCUAGCUGAACUGGAGGAGCGCUUCCUGUCCCUGACUGAUACUGCUAACCAUGACUGCAUUUACAUGGUAGUGGGCAACAAGGCUGAUCUCACAGACUCUAAAGCCCUGCUGUCCCAGGACUCAGAUUUGGCGUCUGAGUGUGAGGACAAGAGGACAGAACCACAACUGUUAUCUGCUUGCCCCACACCCCCGGCAUCCCCUACUUCCUUUUCUGGGAUAACACUACACAAACAGGUCAACCUUGAGGAUGCAGUGGCUUUUUAUGGGAGAAUACUACGCUACAAGGGCCUUGAGGAAAAGAGCAGCCUGCCUGCAGAGAAGAUGUGCUUUGAGACCAGUGCCAAGACGGGCUACAAUGUGGACACUCUAUUUGAGGCAUUGUUUGAUCUGGUGCUGCCUUCCAUCCUAAGGAAGAGAAACGAGAACCAGGAGUCUCCUACAGUGGACCUGGAGGAGUGCAGAGGGGCCGGCAACAAGCGGGCCAGAUCUGCCUGCUGCUAGGGGCUAUAGUUUGUUACCAGCAGAGACUUGUUUUUAACUAAGGAAAAUCAAGAGGUUGAUGUGUACUGAAUACAUACUGUGAUGGUACUACUUAUUUGCCUCGACUGAGAACCAACAUUAAUGACCUCCCAGUAACACAAACACACAUUCUUGAUUCUGUCCGGAAAAGCAGCUAGCAUUCAUAGUGUCCGCUGACAUUUGAAGGAAGGGAAAUAAACGAAUGUUGCGUUAUAGCUCUACGCUUUAAAGCCUUUCAACCCAAUGACUGAACCACACUUGUAUCCCAAAGACGUGCCUGUGGGCAAAUAACACACAUAAGAAGUCAACCACUGCUUUUUGUUAAGGUUUUGGACUGAGAACUGAGACUGAGAAAUUAUCAGCACUAAUUGUUAUGUUGGUGGCACUGUUUAUUACAGUUGUAUUUUAAGGUUUCCACAAAUCACACUUUUGUUUUCUUUUAUGCUUUGUUACUAGCAUUGAUACAGAUCUUUAUAUUUUUUGGCACUUUUGGAUCUUUUUUUAUUGUGUUAAUAAACCUGUAGAAUUUUUAACUAUGCUGUCAUAAUACAUAUUUUUAUUUUGCUGACUGCCAGAUAAGGUUAAUAUUGUGAGAGUAAAAUGAUACAGUCAGAACUAUAACAAACAACUUUUAAUCUUUACAAUCCAAUGAAAUAAUGGAAGGAAAAUGACCAAUAUUACAUUACAGUUAAUUGUCAGUAUAUUCCUGGUUGAAUCAAACAGUUUAUUUUCAAACAAGUGGAUCUAGGAGAAGUAGAACAUUUGACCUAUUUUCUAAAUUGUGUAAUACACUCUAACUUAUCCCAAGUGACCACAGCAUGGAUUUGCUGCAGUCAGACCUUUGAUUCGAGCCGUUUACAUUCUGUCGUGUUGGCAACUCGGGACAGUUCAAUAAUUAGUAGAUUUGUAAAGGAAAAUAAGUGUGACAUGAGUACUAUUAGACAAGGUAUAUGUUUAAACUCUAAGGGAGGGGGGUCAAGUUCAUUCAGCUGGUAUAAAUACAAAGAAUCAGUGCAUUGUGUGAACAUAUGGUGUAUGAAAAAAUAAGAGUUAAAGAUGACUUUUUUGCAAUAGUUGAGUAAUGCAUAAAAUGGACAAACAGUUUGAAAGCUCGGAUUAUAAAA
This is a messenger RNA of Etheostoma spectabile (orangethroat darter), 2132 nucleotides long. It is a transcript of the gene rab20, whose product is annotated as RAB20, member RAS oncogene family. The coding region runs from base 211 to 990 and encodes 259 amino acids. Lineage: Eukaryota; Metazoa; Chordata; Actinopteri; Perciformes; Percidae. The transcript has 2 exons. The record is from RefSeq and is a predicted model, not a curated record. Gene Ontology annotation, molecular function: GTP binding; GTPase activity.